AUGAGAUCUGGCCAGGUUAAAGCUUUCCUUCUGGUCUGCAUCAUGGCUUUGGCCUUGUUGUACCUGGGCUCCAUUAAGAGGGAGGUCCACACCCACUCAGAGAGCCUCCAGAGGGCCCACCACAACGACUCCAUCAGGGGCCAGGGGAUGCUCCAGAGGAUGGAGAAGAUGGAAGGAGACAUCAACAAGCUGUUAAGUCUGAUGAAUAAACUGGAAAAGAGGGAACCGGCAGCCGAGAUAAAGGCGGAGGUGAAGAAGGAGAGGAAGGUGGUCAGGAGGUUGUACCCCAACUCUGUUCUGUUCAGCAAGUGGGGCGACGAGCUGUCAGAGGAGGAGCAGAAGGAGGCGGAGAGGCUGUUUCUGAGAUAUGGCUACAACGCCUUCCUUAGCGACAGGCUUCCCCUCAACAGAGAGAUCUCCGACACCCGGCCGCUCAGGUGUGCUGAGAAAAAGUAUCCAGAGGAUCUGCCCUCCAUCAGCGUCGUGUUAAUCUACCUGGACGAGGCUCUUUCUGUCAUUCAAAGAGCCGUCCGCAGCAUCAUCGACAAAACUCCACAACGGCUGCUGCAAGAAAUCAUCCUGGUUGAUGAUCACAGCAGCAACGAAGAUUUAAUGGAGAAACUUGAUGAAUACAUCAACUCCAUCCAUGAGGAGCGUCCAGACCUGGUGAAGAGAGUGCGGCACUCUCAGCAGCUCGGCCUCACACAGGCCCGACUGUCUGGAUGGAAGGUGGCGGUGGGAGACGUUGUGGCCAUCCUGGACGCUCACAUAGAAGUCCAUGUGCAAUGGGCAGAGCCGCUGUUAGCUCGGAUUAAAGAGGAUCGCACUGUGAUAGUGACGCCAGUUUUUGACAAAGUCAAUUUUGACGACCUGACUCUGAUUCCCUACAUACCUGCGGCGGACGCCUUCGACUGGGCUCUGUGGUGCAUGUAUGAGUCCUUCAGGCCUGAGUGGUACGCUCUGAAGGACGACUCACAGCCUGGCAAGAGUCCCUCAAUCAUGGGGAUACUUGUAGCUGAUCGCAAGUUCUUUGGGGAGAUUGGAAGCCUUGAUGGAGGAAUGAAGAUAUAUGGUGGUGAAAAUGUGGAGCUCGGCAUCCGGGUGUGGCUGUGUGGAGGAAGCAUAGAGGUGAUACCUUGUUCUAAAAUCGCUCACAUUGAACGAGCAUCAAAGCCUUACCUCCCAGACCUGAGCAUCAUGAUGAAGCGCAACGCACUGAGGGUGGCGGAGGUGUGGCUGGAUGAAUACAAAUACAAUGUUAACGUAGCCUGGAACCUUCCCCUUGAGAAUCACGGGAUAGACAUUGGAGAUGUGUCAGAGAGGAAGAAGCUGAGAGAGAGGCUGAAGUGUAAGCCCUUUCAGUGGUAUCUCGAUAACAUCUACCCCAUGCUGGACCCCCUGACUAACCUGCUCGGUUAUGGAGCGCUAAUUAAUGAUCUGAAGCGAGAUCACUGUGUUGACCAAGGCCCGGUGCCAGGGGACACACCUAUCAUAUAUCCAUGCCACUUCUUCACACCGCAGCACUGUUUUUAUCGCACUGAUGGACAACUCUACAUCGGUGGGAUCAAAUCUCACAAGUACAACAGCAACCGCUGUUUGGUGGACCCCGCCACUGGAGUCGAUCCAGGACUCUACGACUGCAAAAAGGCUCAACAGAAGAAGCUCCCCAUGCUGUGGGAUUUUAAACAGGGAGGACCGAUCCAGAACAGAGAAACAAAGAGAUGCCUGGAAAUUGUGAUGGGUGAGGAUGGCUAUUACAAACUUGUUGUCCAGCAGUGCAGUGGUCAGAACUGGAAGAUACAAAAUCUGUUGAAAGACCGCUGAAAGACGGGUUGGCAGGCACCAAGAGACAACAUGAAAAAUGAGCCAUCAUUGCACAAAAACUGCACGUCAUGUCAGAGGAAGAUUUGGAACGACCAUUUCUUCCUUUACGACUUCACGAGAAUCAAGCGGUCGACCAGCAAAAACUGCUCCACUGAGAAGAAGUCAUCAGUUUUAUUUAUUCUAAUUAAUUCUUGUUUUAGCAUCAUACAUGUAUGGUGUAUCUUUGUGACACAAAAUAUUAACUGCCAUCGGGUAACUGACUUUUGUUUUAUGGUUUUGAAUGUAGAAAUGUCAUUGUGAACAUUUGCUGUUUCAGUUUUGUGUUAUGACAACAAAAGAUUGACUGCGGGUGACUUUGCAUACUGUUGUACAGAACUAAACUCUCCCCAGAGGACGGUG
Molecule: messenger RNA, 2223 nt
Organism: Stegastes partitus (bicolor damselfish)
Lineage: Eukaryota; Metazoa; Chordata; Actinopteri; Pomacentridae
Product: probable polypeptide N-acetylgalactosaminyltransferase 8
Exons: 11
Coding region: 1-1824 (607 amino acids)
Biological process (GO): protein O-linked glycosylation
Cellular component (GO): Golgi apparatus
Molecular function (GO): polypeptide N-acetylgalactosaminyltransferase activity
Source: RefSeq, a predicted model, not a curated record